GCUGCGCCACUUACAGAAAUUACAGAAUCUAUGGCCGAGGAUUCUCAGUAAUCGCGCGGAGGCCCAACAAAGUUGUCAGCUGGUUGCGCAACAGCGAAAAAUGCGGUUUUACCAAUUUAACUCGUUCACCGGCAGGCUGAAGCCGUCCACCAGUUUUCAGCCGCUGUAUCCCAUCAAGACAGAGCCAGUGAUGAUUUACGACAGCAUCAAGACAAAACCUGUAACAGUUACACCUGCGGCAAGCUAUUGUACUGAAAAACCACGCACCCUUGACCCAAAAAUGUGGGCGAAGUUCAAGCACUAUGCGGCUACGAUAGACAAACCAGUAUAUUUGGCUGGUGGCAAAAAGGAUAAGAUGCUAUUCCUGUUCACAGUUGGAUACGUUGGUGUGUGUACAUUACAAUCGCUUGUGUUUAUUGCAAAAGAAUGCUUGAAUAUUAUCUAAAUAAAAUAAGCGGAUGUAUUAUGUAGAUAAUAAAUUGUAUAGACUCUCCUGAUAUUGCGAUUCUGUAUUGACAUAACAAAUGUUAAUGCUGAAAAAUAAUGAAAAGUAUGUCAAAUUGCAGAGAUUUGUGUAUUUAUUAAUACUACCUAUCAUUUUCAACUUAACCUCGAAUGUUCGAGAUCCCUUGUACAUAAAAUUAAGAAUAAAUUUCGUGUAAAAGAAAAUCUAUAUUUUGAUAUGUAAAUAUUAAUUUAUCUUGUCUCCUUACAAUUCACAAGUAUGAGAAAUGCGGCAUGCGCUAACGCCCUCUCGACAAAAGAAAUAAAAUCUAGAAUAUAGAUAAUUGAUUUUAAGGUUAUAUUUCCACAUGUAUCGUCUGCUGCAAGUCAAGAGAUAAAGGUGUCAACGGUAUGACAGCUCGUUAAAAAGAUCUUUUUAAAGUAAAAUAGUGACAAAGGCUAGAUUGCCAUGGAGGAACGAGGCAAACCGACCAUGGUGUUUCAUCCGAUCAUUUCCUCCAUACAGAAAAUUGCUCUGUACGAGACGAAAUCCCGGUUCUAUUUGAUGGGAUCCAACAAUACGUUAACGCGUUUCCGAGUUCUGAAAAUCGAUAGGAUGGAACCGAGGGAGUUGGUUGUAGUGGACGAUAAGAGAGAGUAUACUCAGGACGAGAUAAAAGAUUUGGUCAAUAUGAUUGACAUGGGUAACCGAACGCGAGCGGGACAGCGCAAUAAUGUGGGUGGUGUUGCACGUGUUGUAUCUGCCUUUGGGAUCGUCGGUAGUAAAGAUAGUAAAGAACCUGCACCUAGUUCGGGUAUACCAGAGGAGCCUGAGCGACAAGAAUCACAAAAACCACUGCACAAACCGACACAAACUAAAUUCACCUGGAAGAGUAUGUGGCAGAGAGGCACUUUCCCCAGGCUAGUGCCAGCUUUUGCUAUCCUUGGUUUCAUACGUUUUUUGGAGGGAUAUUACAUAAUCUUAGUUACGAAACGUCGCCGAGUUGCAGUUAUUGGUCAUCAUACGAUAUACAAAAUAGAAGACACAUCAAUGAUAUACAUACCAAAUGACAUUAUACGAAUCUUCCAUCCUGAUGAACAAAGAUACGUAAAGAUGUUCCAGAGCAUUGAUCUCAGCAGUAAUUUCUACUUCAGUUAUUCGUAUGAUAUAUCACAUACUUUUCAAAGUAAUAUGGCACCACCGACAUGUAUUAAAUCCGAUGUUCCCAUUGAUGUGUCUAUUAACCAAAGUGAAUCUAAAGAAUCGGAUAACUCUGAAGAUUUUUUUAAUAUGUGGGCAUUCAGAAAAGAUUGGCAAGCUGAAUGUAAAGGCGAGAAAUAUAUGGAUUACGGUAUACGUAGUAAUCCAAAUCGUCGUUUUCUAUGGAAUUCCCAUCUUUUAAAGCCAGUGGAAAAAGAUUUGCAUCCCGAAUGGAUAUUAUAUAUAAUACACGGCUUUAUCGGUCAAUCGAAUGUGAGCAUUUUUGGAAGAUCUAUGUACGUCACCGUUAUCGCCAGACGAAGCAACAAAUACGCAGGGACACGUUUUCUAAAACGUGGUGCAAAUUUCGAUGGAGAUGUCGCAAACGAAGUAGAAACAGAACAAAUCGUUCAUGAUUCUGGCGUGAGUUCUUUAAGUAAAGGACGCUUCAGUUCUUUUGUACAAAUGCGUGGUUCAGUGCCUGCUCAUUGGAGUCAGGACGUUAGUAAAAUGGUCCCAAAACCGACUAUAAUUUGUGAUUUAUCCGAUCCCUAUGUAGAAACAGCAGGAGCGCAUUUUAAUCAACUGUUGAAAAGAUAUGGAUCACCAAUAAUAAUAUUAAAUUUAGUAAAAAAACGGGAGAAAAAGAAACACGAAAGUACAUUAAGCGAAGAAUUAAGUAUGGCUGUGAAAUAUUUGAAUCAGUUUCUACCCCCAGAGCAUCAUAUUCAAUAUAUAAGUUUUGAUAUGGCACGCAUGAGUAAAAGAAAAAAGGUGAACGUUAUGGGACGAUUAGCAAACAUUGCUUACAAUGCUGUAUUAAAAACUGGUAUUUAUCAAUCCCAAAAUCCUUAUUACAAUCAAAGAAAUCUGUUCUCACCACAAAACAGUAAUAUGAAGAAGCUUCACAAAACAAAUUCAAACUCGACUUUGUCAUCUAAUUUAAAUGAUACCCGAAGCUCUAUUAAUACUUCAAUUAAAAUGGAUUAUAACAGGCAAACAAGUUCUACACACGAUUUUGAUUCAAACACAGAAAUCAAUAAAAUGAAUGAAUUAAAUCAAAUUGAAAAUAAAGUAAAGGAAUGUUUUGCUAAGAGAGGAACUGUGCAAACUGGAAUCAUCAGAACAAAUUGUGUAGAUUGUUUAGAUCGAACCAAUACAGCUCAGUUUGCAAUAGGGAAAUGUGCCCUAGGGUUUCAGUUGUGUGCUUUAGGUGUACUAGAAUCUCCUAAACUCGAAUUUGAUUCCGAUUGUGUGAGAAUGUUAGAAGAAUUGUACGAGGAUCAUGGAGAUACUUUAGCCUUGCAAUAUGGUGGUUCACAACUAGUACACAGAAUUAAAACAUACAGAAAAACAGCUCCAUGGACAAGUCAGGGUAACGACAUUAUGCAAACAUUAAGCAGAUAUUACAGUAAUACAUUUAGCGACCAAGAAAAACAACAUACAAUUAAUUUAUUUCUAGGAUUGUUCAUACCUGAAGAAGGUAAGCCUCCAAUAUGGGAAAUUCUAACGGAUUAUUAUCUUCAUCAUUUACCUGCCUGUCGCUACUCGCGUAAAAAAAGACUUCUGACACAAUGGUGGGAUAAAAGUGUACUGAAGUGUCUUCCUUAUGCACUCGAUGAAGUAACUAAAUCCUGUUCAGAAAUGAUACAAGUACAAAAUUCAAUAGAAGAAAUGAUUGACGUUUAUUAUGAUUAUCAUAGGCCAUAUGAAUUGUCUUUACUAUCCGAGGUGUAUGCAUAUAAGAUAAGUCACUCUGUAAGAGAUUUUAUGCCACACUUUACUACCUGCUAUAGUCCAUUCGCUGUUCGCGUUCGACCAGGCAGACGGAGAGAAGAAACAGGGAGUAAAAAUUUAAAUAUGAAAAAUCCAUCUAUGACUGGUCAGAGCAGUACGAGUAGUACAACGUCCAGCGCAAGUUCAAGUGAGGAUUCAAGUUCAGAUGAAGAUGAAAGCCAUCAACAAAUGGACGAUUUCCAAUUAAUUACUUCCAAAGACAGUUCAGAAUUAAUAUCAUUUGAAUCACUGUUUCCUUCCAUGAAAGAAGUAUAUGGCACAGAACCAGAAUAUCCAAAGCGAAACGAUGUUAUUCUUUAUAAAAGAUUUGUUUUAAUAGGACGCAAUGCAACAUAUUCUACAGAUCACACUAAAUUGCGUUCAAAAUUACUUCAACAAGCAUCCUUUCAUGAAUCUACAACUGCUGUCAUUACACUACCUAGUGUUAAGGAUGCAAGCAUAAGCAUAUAUGAGCAAUAUGUGAAAAGAGCAACAGUAGGUGGUACAAUACCAAAUCCAAACGAUAUGAAUUUAUAUGAAGCUUAUGCCACUCAAUACAGACUACUUAUGAAACCAACGUGCUUUGGAUAAGACCAAAUUAUUUUCAUGUUUUAUAAAUUAAAUUUGUAUAUAUUGUAAAUAUUAAAUAUUGUUAAUAUAUUAUCAAUCUUGUGUUAUACAAUUAUAAUAUAAA
Molecule: messenger RNA, 4115 nt
Organism: Solenopsis invicta (red fire ant)
Lineage: Eukaryota; Metazoa; Arthropoda; Insecta; Hymenoptera; Formicidae
Gene: FIG4
Product: polyphosphoinositide phosphatase
Exons: 16
Coding region: 914-4012 (1032 amino acids)
Biological process (GO): phosphatidylinositol dephosphorylation
Cellular component (GO): intracellular membrane-bounded organelle
Molecular function (GO): phosphatidylinositol-3,5-bisphosphate 5-phosphatase activity
Source: RefSeq, a predicted model, not a curated record